AUGAGCAAGAGCAUGGUGCGCGAGUGGACUGCGACCUCUCGCUUGGAUGAGAGUGGCUGGAUUGUCGUGCUGAGGUUCGGAUGCAUAGAUGACGACUGCUUCAAGCUAGAUGAUGUGGGGUGUCUUUCAAGAUUUGGGAUGAGUUGGGGCUUCCCUGAAAGAGCCACGUCCAUUAUGCCGCGUAGAAGACCCAGAAAGGCACUUAGCCGCAAGAUUCACAUCUUCUAUGGAGCACCACUCGAAUGGAAGUCCGUACCGUUGCACAUCAGGAGACUAGCCACUGAGAAGCUGAACGAGGGAGGGAAUCUGAUGGCUGGUUCUGGGCUUUGA
Symbiodinium natans is the source of this 330-nucleotide messenger RNA. The record is from the annotation of a GenBank genome assembly. Lineage: Eukaryota; Dinophyceae; Suessiales; Symbiodiniaceae.